Molecule: messenger RNA, 1977 nt
Organism: Solanum stenotomum
Lineage: Eukaryota; Viridiplantae; Streptophyta; Magnoliopsida; Solanales; Solanaceae
Exons: 2
Coding region: 1-1977 (658 amino acids)
Molecular function (GO): zinc ion binding
Source: RefSeq, a predicted model, not a curated record
AUGGCUGAGAUAUGUGGAUAUGAUAAUGAGUCAGUCGCAUUUUGGCACAAAUAUGGUAGACUCGGUGAAAAAAUGAGGCUUGUUUCAACUGAUUUUGAAGCUAAUUUAGUAUUCAGAAACAUCCCUCGAGAUAGAGUAAUUGAGGUUUACUUUGAACAUUUAGAUUCCUAUAUUGGAAUGGAUAUCAGCAACAAUGUUGAACAAAAUAAAAAAGAGGGAAGGGCUGAAUAUUCUUCAAGUGAUGAUGAUUUUGAAGACUCGGAUAAUGAUUUGUCAGAUGAACAUGAUAUUUUAGAAAGGAGUGAAAAUGGGACACGUGAAUAUGAAGUUAGCGAAACUGCGAGAAAAAAGAUGGCUCAUGAAGAUGGAGAUUCUGAUUGUGUUAACUCUGAAGGGUUCAAGAGCCUAGAAAGUGAUUCUAAUUCAGAUGGUAUGAACUUAACUGUGUUCAACCCAAAUACAGAUGGGUUGUAUCCUAUCCUGGCACUUGAAUUGAUAUUUAAAAGUAAAAAAGAGUUCAAGAAUGCUGUGAUAACUCAUGAAGUCAGUCAAGGAAAGUAUAUAAAAUGGCGCAAGAAUGAUAAGGAAAGGAUACGAGCAGUUUGUGCAAAGCAUCCAGAUUGUGAUUGGGAGAUUAUGGCUUCUAAAAUGUAUAGAGAUUGUGCUUUUCAAGUAAAGACAUACAAUCCGAUCCACAAGUGCAAAAAUUGGAACCAUGUUAACAAAACCAUCACAUCUUUGUUCAUUGUUAGAAAAUAUCUUGAUGCCAUAAAAACAAACAGGAAUUGGAAGAUCUCUGAAUUUAGAGAUCAUGUUAGUAUUCAGUUAACAGCACAUGUGACAUUAUCUAAAUGUAGAAGGGCAAAAAAGAAGGCAAUUGCAAUGAUCGAUGGAGAUAUCUCUGAUCAAUUCAAGCUAUUGUGGAACUAUUGCAAUGAAAUAAUGAGGACAAAUCCAAAUACUUCUGUUUAUAUGAAUGCUUGCAAGGAAGGAUUCAAGAGUGGUUGUAGAAAGAUAGUAGGAGUGGAUGGUUGUUGGCUCAAGGGUCCGAUGUAUGGGACUCAAUUGUUAACUGCUGUUGGGCUUGAUCCUAAUAACAAUAUCUAUCCGAUAGCAUAUGCAGUUGUGGAGAAAGAAAAUCGUGAGUCAUGGGCAUGGUUUUUGGAUCAUCUAAAGCUUGACUUGGAGAUCGAUGAUGGAGCUCAUUGGACCUUCAUGUCAGACAAGCAAAAAGGUCUGAUAGAAGCAUUUAAUGAUAUAUUACCUUUGGUCGCUCAUAGAUUUUGUGUUAGACACUUGCAUAGUAAUUUCAAAAGGGCCGGAUUUUGUGGUGACACACUAAGAAAUGCACUUUGGAAAGCUGCUAGUGCGACAACAGUAAGGUGGUUUGGUGAACGCAUGGUUGAAAUAUUUUAUUUGGAUCCCGAAGCUGCUAUUUGGUUGAGAGAUAAGUCACCUAGUGAAUGGUCUAAAUCUCACUUCUCCGAAGAUGCAAAAUGUGAUACCUUAGUAAAUAACAUAUGUGAAUGUUUUAAUAACAUGAUAUUGGAUGCAAGAGAUAAGCCUAUUAUUACUCUUCUGGAGAAAAUUCGGUAUAUGCUCAUGACAAGAAUGCAAGAAAAUAGGGAUAAAUCUGUCAAGUGGAGUUCUGAUGAUAUUUGCCCCAGAAUUAAAAAUGUAUUAUGCAAAAGUCAAGUUGCUGCUGCUGAAUAUAUUCCUAGAAAAUCAAAUGAGUGGAACUAUGAGCUUAUAGGAGCUAGCAUAACUGACAUUUGGGCCGUAGAUUUGUUAAACCGAAAAUGUAGUUGUAGAAAAUGGAAUUUGACAAGGCUACCUUGUAAAUAUGCUAUAUCAGCAAUUUGGGCUAAAAAUGAUGAAAUCAGUUCGUAUAUUAAUGAUUGUUAUAAGGUGGAAACUUAUAGAAGGAUCUAUGAAUUUGCUAUUCUUCCUAUGAAUGGUCAAAGUAUGUGGCCGUAA